AUGGAGAGCGCUUCACCAGGAAGUCAAGCUUUCAUCGACUGGUACGAUUCUCCAAAAGUUCCAUUACGAGCGCAGUCAAAGCAGUUGCGGAGUGGUGUACAGCUUAUGAAGACAAGAAGUGCUGAAGAGUUUUCACCUCAUCGGUUUCUUAAUGAUACUAGAUCUACAUCCGAUCUCGAUAGCAUUUGGUGUACUGCUUCACCACAAGAGAAUCUCGUUCUUUCCCAGGUUUCUGAUUCUGUAUUUAUAUCUGAUGACCGUGUAUUGUCAAAGUCGGACAUGACCACUCCCCACAGAAGUUCUCGGUACAGCAAACUUCUCUCACGAAAACGGCCCCUCAGAUCCAAAAGCAUUGAACAACCGAAGAAGCAGGCAGAAUGUUCUGAAGUCGGAAUGUCGAUGGAGGAAGGCCUCGCUAUAGGGAAAGCGUCACUUGCAAAGUUACGUCAACGAUUGCACAGUGAAGACCAGUCAGAUGUGGUAGGAUCACCUACAAAUAAUAUUACCCCGCUAAAUAAAACACGUCAGUUUUCUCCCAGUGCUUCACCAAUUUCUUCAUUAAAUACCUUGAAGAGGAGGAGUGAAACUGUCUUAACUCCCUCUUGUGCUCGCUCCAAACAAAGGUUUUUCACAAGCACACCAAAAAGUUCGGCUGCAAUAACAACCACUCCUUUAAAACGAUUUCGAACUAUGGAUUACUCCGUUCCUACGAAAGAAUUGGCAAACGAGAAAAUGAAGCGGACGCAGAGUAUGACUGUAACGAACGAGGAAAGCGACGAUGACUCGUUCUUGGAUGACGUAUUUGUACCCUUUAGCCAUCCAGAUCAAGUCUUACAGCUACUGAAGCAAAGCUCAACUCAAAAACGGUGA
This is a messenger RNA of Necator americanus (New World hookworm), 870 nucleotides long. RefSeq lists its product as uncharacterized. Lineage: Eukaryota; Metazoa; Nematoda; Chromadorea; Rhabditida; Ancylostomatidae. The transcript is spliced from 9 exons. The record is from RefSeq and is a predicted model, not a curated record. The coding region runs from base 1 to 870 and encodes 289 amino acids.